This is a messenger RNA of Ilyonectria robusta, 2208 nucleotides long. RefSeq names its product hydrogenase maturation factor hoxX. The coding region runs from base 1 to 2208 and encodes 735 amino acids. The record is from RefSeq and is a predicted model, not a curated record. The transcript has a single exon. NCBI's taxonomy places the organism in Eukaryota, Fungi, Ascomycota, Sordariomycetes, Hypocreales, Nectriaceae. Gene Ontology annotation, molecular function: catalytic activity. Gene Ontology annotation, biological process: biosynthetic process.
AUGAAGAUCCUCUUUCUGUGCACAGCACACAACUCGCUCUCUCAGCGGCUGUUCCUUGCCCUGUGUCAGACGCAUUCAGUCACUAUUGAAUAUGCCCUCUCAGACAAGGCCAUGAUUGAGGCCGCAGCCCUUGCCCAGCCGGACCUCAUCAUCUGUCCCUUUCUGACGUCCCGCAUUCCUCCGGAGAUACACACAGCCUACCUCACCCUGAUUGUCCAUCCUGGGCCGCCCGGAGAUGCCGGUCCCAGUGCCAUCGACUGGGUCCUCAUGGGCGACGACGGUGCGGUCCCCGAGUCCAGUCAGCUUCUCCAGACACGCACUUGGAGCCGGGAAGGCCGCUCCCAUUGGGGUGUCACGGUAUUGCAGGCCGUUGCAGAGCUGGAUGCCGGCCCAAUCUGGGCAUUCGAGCAGUUUCAAAUCGACAUUGACGCGCCGGGCGUCACCAAGUCGACGCUCUAUCGUGGAUCCAUCACCAGGGCCGCCAUCACUGCCACCCUGGCGGCUCUUGUCCGCAUCGCGACGGCAGCUCAUCGGCAUACAUACCAUGGCGCCACCUACUCCCUGUCCCAUCUUGUGCCAGACAUGGCGUAUCGUCUCUCGUCGGUGACAAAGCAGCUCCCCUUCCUCGGCGGCGCAACCCAUCGUCGGCCUCUUCUCAAAGCCGCCCACCGCGACUUUGAUGUGCGCUUAGACACGGCCAGUGACAUCUCACGGAGGGUUCGCUCUGCCGACUCGCAACCGGGCUGUCUCUCGCGGGUGUUUGGUGGCCCGAGCCUGUAUAUCUACGGUGGCACAAUCGAGGAGCGGCCAGACCUGCUGAAAGGCGUGGAGGACGAGCCGGGCAGCAUCAUUGCGUGUAGGGACGGUGCUGUCUGCAUCGCCACUUGCGACGGCUUGGGCAUCUGGAUCACCCACGUUCGCCGAGUGAAGCGCAAGGCCGAUGCCAUGCUCUGGCCCAAGGUGCCUGCAGCACAAGGCUUGUGUGAGCUCGGCCUCGUACAGUAUGGCGCGUUGGAGAGGAUGCUCUCGCCACGCCCGACAGUCGACUGGUCCAAGGCAGCGCACUCGACGCACCAGGAGAUCUGGGUCGACUUUGCGUCGUAUCCUAACGCUCGGCGCGUCGCCUAUGUCUACUUUGACUUCUACAACGGCGCCAUGAGCACCGAGCAAUGCUCGCGACUGAUAGAAGCUCUUGAGUUUGUUGCGUCGACGCACGUCGUCGAGAGGCGUCUGAGUGCCGUCGUGCUCAUGGGCGGCGACUCGUACUUUAGCAACGGCAUCGCCCUCAACGUCAUCGAGUCGAGCCGUGACUCUGCUGCUGAGACGUGGCGCAACAUCAAUCGCAUCGACGACGUGGUGCACAUGCUACUUGACGACUUUCCGCGUCGCAGUAUCGCUACUGUCGCUGCGCUACGAGGCAACUGUGCCGCCGGAGGCGUGGCUCUGGCGGCGGCAUGCGACACCGUCAUUGUGGGCUCCGAGACGGUGCUCAAUCCCGCGUAUCGAGCUCUCGGCCUGCACGGGUCUGAAUAUCACUCUUUGUCUUAUACCGGAAGAUGCGGCGACAGGGGUGCGAGGCGCCUGUUGCGAGACAUGGUUCCUAUAUCCCCUUUUCGCGCGAGAGACAUGGGAUUAGUCGACCAUGUGCUGCCUGGGUCGGGGCAGCUACUUGACACCAGGAUUCGUAACCACAUCAGGGCCAUGAUCCCCAGGGCCGACUUCCAAUACGUGCCGGGCAAGUGGAAAGCCGGAGUCGACGUGAGCCUUUCCGGACUGGCAGCGGCCCGGGCCCAUGAGCUUGGAGAGAUGGCAAAGGACUUGUGGAGCGCCAGGUCAGAGAGGUACGACUCGAGAAGACGGGACUUUGUGCGCAAGAUCAAGCCUGUGCGGACGCCGUUGCGGUUUGCGUCGCAUCGGCGUCGGGGGGAAGAAGAAGACGAGGAGGAGAGUGAUUUGUUUGAUGACGCGGCCAACUUUGAGAAACAGGCCUUGGAAAGGAUGGUCCAGUCGAGGUUACUGGAGAUGGAGCAAGAACAGCCGAGUACGCCCCCGAGUCCUGCCAGCAGCAGAGGCCCAAUGGACUGUUGUGACCAGGACUUGACCAUGUUGCCUCACAUAGAGGUCGGAACGAGGCGGAGCUUGGGACCGGUAUUUUCUUGCUAUUAUUCAUAUGAAAAGGCUGAUGAGCGGAAUAACGAGGUGGUGUAA